Molecule: messenger RNA, 941 nt
Organism: Mustela erminea (ermine)
Lineage: Eukaryota; Metazoa; Chordata; Mammalia; Carnivora; Mustelidae
Gene: TMEM244
Product: transmembrane protein 244
Exons: 5
Coding region: 291-617 (108 amino acids)
Source: RefSeq, a predicted model, not a curated record
GCAACGCCGUCUAAAAACAAUCAACUCAUCUUUCAAACUUGACCAAACUACGAAUGGAAUGAGGACUCGGUCGUCUCCGAAGGGUGCUCGUCCUGGCACUCAGCAGCUUACGUGUGGCUCACAGAUGGCUUCUGUCUCAUUCUGUGUAAUCCAAUCAUCCUGCACGGCUGCGUCUCACACUUCGUCUCUGGGAGUAAUUGAAAAGCUCACAGCGGCAAUUGUCUCUUCUUCCAGAUGUCAUCAGUAGGAAGAGCGCGCCUUUCGCCACCUUUCUGACAAAGGAUGCGCCCAUGGCUCUCCAGACCAGAGUCGCUCCGAGCAAGCUUGUUUUGCAGAAUCUUCUUGUAUGUGUGAUCCUCUUCUACACCAUGUACUACGCAGUUCUGGGCACGUGUGGCAUGAUGCUCAAGGUAUAUGAGCUGGAUGUCCUGGCACCAUUUGAUUUCAAAACAAACCCCUCAUGGCACAACACAAAUUAUAAAGUUCUUCUAGUCUCAACACAAGUCACCUACUUUGUUUGCGGAUUGCUCUUCAUUCUAGUUGUAGAAGAAUGGGUCUGGGAUUAUGCUGUUUCAGUAACUAUUCUCCAUGUUGUCAUCACUUCCGCUGGUGGCUAGAACCAAGAGACACUGCUCAAGACAAUAUAAACACAGCAUAUCUUUGUUCAAAUUUUUAAAAAGUGACUGCUCUGGGAAACUGAAGAUGCCUUUGCUUUGUCAUUGAACUGAAUAAAAACACUCACCUUGCAGAGAUGAUUUACAAAAUCAUCUUUUUGAAUUUACAAAAUCAUCUUUUUGGAUGGACUCGUGAUAAACAGCUGCUGUGUCUCUCAUUUAAUCCCUAAGCCAGUGUGAUAGAAAAGCAUGGUCUGACUUUUGCCAUUGAUCCAUUUUCUACCAUGGGGACAAGACCAUACUCUAAGGAAUGGUCAAACAAUAAGA